Molecule: messenger RNA, 931 nt
Organism: Pyrus x bretschneideri (Chinese white pear)
Lineage: Eukaryota; Viridiplantae; Streptophyta; Magnoliopsida; Rosales; Rosaceae
Product: centromere protein V
Exons: 2
Coding region: 236-664 (142 amino acids)
Molecular function (GO): carbon-sulfur lyase activity
Source: RefSeq, a predicted model, not a curated record
GUUGAAGGUAGACAGGAUAUCCCUUUAUAUCUUCUACUGCUCGUCCUUCCGCUUUUUCUCUUUCGUUUCUAAGAUUCGCGUCUUUGUUUGGGUCAUUGGGCGCAUUUCCCGAAUCAAUUGGCCAUGGACAAAUGAAUGGAGCAACUGCCCAUUUUAUUGUAAGGUCAGAGUGCUUGCAUUUAGAAAUUAGAAGAAAUAAUCCUGUUCGUUAGUUGGAGAAUUAGAAUCUUGAGGCAUGGAAACUGAGAUGGUAGUGCAUGAAGGCGGGUGCCACUGCAAGAAUGUAAGGUGGCAAGUGAAGGCACCUAGCAGUGUUGUGGCUUGGAGUUGCAACUGCUCGAAUUGCUCUAUGAGGAGUAACACCCAUUUCAUUGUCCCUGCUGAAAGAUUUCAACUUUUGAGUGAUUCUGAGCAGUUUCUUACAACUUACAGCUUCGGUACUCAUAUAGCAAAGCACACAUUCUGUAAAGUUUGUGGGAUAACUUCGUUCUAUCAUCCACGCUCAAACCCUGAUGGGGUCGCCAUCACAUUUAGGUGUGUUGAUCCUGGAACACUCGCCCACAUUGAGAUUAAGUAUUACGACGGGCAAAAUUGGGAAGCCUCUUACAGUCAAACAGGCAUUGCGUCGCAGUCAAAAGUGCAGACUCCGCAAGAUAUGGGUUGACUUAUGUUGUGUGAUUUCGAAGUGUUAAUCAAAGUCGUCUGGCGUUUCGGCCCUGUGGGGAUUUUUACAAUGUUUAUGUGGAUUGUGGAAUGCAUCAUUCUAUGUUGGCUUCUGUCUUGUGUUGUUUUUUGUCUCCCCUUUUGUUUUGUUCUUCUGUUUCUUUUGUUUAGGCCAAACUAUAAUUUUGGUCCUUGUAAUUGUAUUGAACGUCCACUUUUGUCCUUGUAGCUUCAAAUGUUGCAAAUGAUUGUCAAAAGCUUCCGAACA